AUGGUCGGCUGUGGUUGCCAAGCCCCUGUCGGAGCCCGCGGCGUCCGCCACCACUGGCAGCCCGGCCCCGUUGGUUGCGCCCUCGGCGGCGGGCCAGUCCGUGCUUGCUGUGCUGCCGAUGGCCCCGGUGGGUCAGCCGUCACGCCCCCCGUCGCCGGACCGCCGCCUGUCUUGCCCCCACUCUCCCGCUCUCCACCAGGAGCGCGAGUCGCCACGACGCCGGCGCAAUUCUCCUCGGCGCUACCAUCAGCAGUCUCACUCGCCCGCUCACCAUGGCGGUCGUGGUGGUUGGAGGGGUCCCCGCCAACGCGGAGUGGUGGGGUGUAUUGUCCGCCUGUGACGAUGGCGGAUCUUCAGCAGGUAGUGUCCAAUGCAGUGCGCAAGGAGAGGGCAGCACAGAGCCAGAGCAGUUCGAUGCACGCGUCGCUAGCCUAUGUGGCUCCUCGUCAGGUUGCGCUCCCCUUGAAUCCGCCGCCAGCCACAGCACUCUCUCCUCAGGUUCCAGCCCCGACGGCUGCUGCUCCCGCUGCCUCGGCACCUGCUCCUGGAUUGCGCCUUCGUCUGCCGCCCGUUCCGCCAGUGGCGGGAGUGGAGUUUGUGGCCGCGGGAGGAGGUGCGGCAGGGGCGCAGUAA
Messenger RNA from Closterium sp. Naga37s-1, 633 nucleotides. The record is from the annotation of a GenBank genome assembly. Lineage: Eukaryota; Viridiplantae; Streptophyta; Zygnematophyceae; Desmidiales; Closteriaceae.